Ananas comosus (pineapple) is the source of this 3305-nucleotide messenger RNA. Its product is annotated as pre-mRNA-splicing factor ATP-dependent RNA helicase DEAH1-like. Gene Ontology annotation, cellular component: catalytic step 2 spliceosome; intracellular anatomical structure. The transcript is spliced from 24 exons. Gene Ontology annotation, molecular function: ATP hydrolysis activity; RNA binding. NCBI's taxonomy places the organism in Eukaryota, Viridiplantae, Streptophyta, Magnoliopsida, Poales, Bromeliaceae. Bases 16 to 2997 code for a protein of 993 amino acids. The record is from RefSeq and is a predicted model, not a curated record.
AGUUGGUGUCAAAUAAUGACUGUUGUAAUCGUAAAUGAUAUUCAACGAAAUCUUAAUUCUUUCUUCCUUCCUUGCUUUUUUGUGCCCCAGAGUUAUCAGAAAGAGGAAAGGGAGGCAGCUCUGUUUGCGAAAAAGCAAAGGAGCUACAAGCUAUUAGAACCUGAGGAUGAUGAUGGAGAUGACCAAGUAGCGUCUACUACGUCAACUUCUCAGCCAGGAAAAGUGACUUCUAAUCGAAAGCACUUUAGGAAGAAAAGCGAAACCCAAGAUAGUGACGAUGACGAGGCAACGACAGUGGCUGAAAGACCUGUUCGCAAGCGUACUUUGGAUGAUAAUGAUGAUGAUUUUGAGUCAGAAGAAGCCAGGAUUAAAGAUCAAGAAGAGAGAGCUCAAUUGGAGAGGAACAUGAGAGAAAGAGAUGCAGCUGCAACUCGGAAGUUGACAGAACCAAAGUUAACGAAGGCGCAGGAAGAGGAGAUUAUUCGAAGAACUCAAGCAUCAGAGAAAAAUGAUACUUCAGAACUGAGAAAAGUUUCAAGGCAAGUUUAUUUGCAAAAGCGGAGAGAUCAGAAGCUUUUGGAGAUUCGGGAUGACAUUAUAGAUCAUGAGUAUAUAUUUGAGGGCGUGAAGCUGACGGAAGCAGAAGAACGUGAGUAUAGGUACAAAAGAAAAAUUUACGAGCUUGCAAAAGAGCACUUGGAGGAUGUGGACAAUAUUAAUGAGUACAAAAUGCCUGAGGCAUACGACAUGGAGGGACGGGUCAAUCAAGAGAAAAGAUUUGCUGCAGCUAUGCAGCGUUACAGGGACCCUGAGGCUGCAGAGAAAAUGAAUCCAUUUGCCGAACAAGAAGCCUGGGAGGAACACCAAAUAGGAAAGGCAACCAUAAAAUUUGGCUCAAAAGAUAGAAAGCAAGCUGCUGAUGACUAUCAGUAUGUUUUUGAGGAUGGGGUUGAGUUCAUCAAAGCAUCUGUCAUGGAUGGAACUCAGUUUGAAGAUGAAUUAUCUUCCGGGAAUGAUGACUCUUCAGAGGCAAAAACCAUGUUGGAGAAGCUGCAGGAAGAUAGGAAAAGUCUGCCUAUCUAUCGUUACAGAGAGGAGUUACUUAAGGCCAUCCAAGAUCAUCAGGUUCUUGUUAUUGUUGGAGAGACAGGCUCUGGAAAGACUACUCAGAUACCUCAAUAUCUUCAUGAAGCUGGGUAUACAAAAGCUGGGAAGAUUGCAUGCACACAGCCUCGCCGUGUUGCUGCAAUGAGCGUGGCGGCAAGGGUGUCCCAGGAGAUGGGUGUUAAACUUGGGCAUGAGGUUGGUUACUCAAUUAGGUUUGAGGAUUGCACCUCGGAAAAAACUGUACUCAAGUACAUGACAGAUGGUAUGCUGUUGAGGGAAUUCCUUGGUGAACCAGAUUUGGCUAGCUACAGUGUUGUGAUGGUGGAUGAGGCUCAUGAGCGAACACUAUCAACUGACAUAUUAUUCGGGUUGGUGAAGGAUAUUGCUCGUUUUCGAAAAGAUCUCAAGUUGCUUAUUUCGAGUGCGACCCUGGAUGCGGAGAAAUUCAGUGAUUACUUUGACUCUGCCCCAAUUUUUAAAAUUCCAGGGAGGCGAUACCCUGUCGAAAUACACUUCACGACAGCACCGGAAGCAGACUACAUUGAUGCUGCGAUUGUUACAGUUCUUCAAAUACACGUGACCCAGCCACUUGGUGACAUCUUAGUGUUCCUUACAGGGCAGGAGGAAAUUGAAACAGUCGAUGAAAUCCUUAAGCACAGAAUAAAAGGUUUGGGCACGAAGAUAGCGGAACUUAUCAUCUGCCCGAUUUACGCCAACCUCCCCACUGAGCUGCAAGCAAAGAUUUUUGAACCUACACCUGAAGGUGCCCGCAAGGUUGUUUUGGCUACUAAUAUAGCCGAAACAUCGUUAACAAUUGAUGGAAUAAAAUAUGUUGUCGACCCUGGAUUUUGUAAAAUUAAAUCAUAUAACCCUAGAACUGGGAUGGAGUCUUUGCUAGUGAAUCCAAUCUCAAAGGCAUCUGCAGAGCAAAGGGCUGGUAGGUCUGGGCGUACUGGACCUGGAAAAUGUUUUCGCCUUUAUACUAAGUAUAAUUACGAUCAUGAUCUCGAGGAGAACAGUGUUCCAGAGAUUCAACGGACGAAUUUAGCGAACGUUGUGCUCACUCUUAAAAGUUUGGGUAUUCAUGACUUGGUCAAUUUUGAUUUCAUGGAUCCUCCCCCAUCAGAGGCAUUGCUUAAGGCUCUUGAGCAACUAUUUGCUCUUAAUGCGCUGAAUAGCCGAGGCGAGUUGACUAAGACUGGGAGAAGGAUGGCUGAGUUUCCACUGGACCCCAUGCUUUCAAAAAUGAUAGUUGCUUCGGACAAGUACAAGUGUUCUGAUGAGAUCAUAUCCAUUGCGGCGAUGUUGUCGGUUGGAAAUUCGAUAUUUUAUCGUCCAAAGGACAAACAAGUUCAUGCAGACAAUGCAAGGUUGAAUUUCCACACUGGGAAUGUUGGAGAUCAUAUUGCGUUGCUUAACGUCUACAAUUCCUGGAAAGAAACUAAUUACUCGACCCAAUGGUGCUAUGAAAAUUAUAUUCAGGUAAGAAGUAUGAAAAGAGCUAGAGAUAUUCGUGAUCAAUUAGAGGGACUCUUGGAAAGAGUUGAGAUUGAGCUCACUUCAAAUGGUAAUGACUUAGAUACCAUUAAAAAGGCAAUAACAUCAGGUUUUUUCCACCAUUCUGCGAAGUUGCAAAAGAAUGGUUCUUAUAGAACGGUCAAAAACCCCCAAACAGUAUAUAUACAUCCAAACUCCGGACUAGCACAGGUGCUUCCUCGUUGGGUGAUAUACCACGAGUUGGUUCUCACAACGAAGGAGUUUAUGAGACAGGUUACGGAACUGAAGCCCGAAUGGCUUGUAGAAAUCGCGCCGCACUACUAUCAGCUUAAAGAUGUCGAUGAUUCCGGAGCGAAGAAAUUACCUCGUGGGACAGGUCGAGCUGCAUUGUAGGAGCUAGCUCCAUUUUAUGCACAUUUUGAGCACCGGAGGAAGCCGUACAGAUCCCCUUUUUUUUUUUUCCCUUUUUUUCUUUUUUCAAGUUUUGUACAAUACGAGAAAGGAAAUAUUAGUGUUUUGUUCUGAAAUUUUCCCUUGUACUGUUGUAACAAAUUUCGAUUCAAAAUGUACCACACGCAUCUAAGAAUUUUCUCAAUGUGUAAUUUAUUCAGGUGCUUUUGUUUUUGUGUGAAUCUUAGGAGGAGUAAAAAUGAAAUGGGAAGCCUCACAUCCAAGUUCAAAGCCUGUUUAAACGGCGGUAA